Molecule: messenger RNA, 762 nt
Organism: Fusarium falciforme
Lineage: Eukaryota; Fungi; Ascomycota; Sordariomycetes; Hypocreales; Nectriaceae
Exons: 1
Coding region: 1-762 (253 amino acids)
Source: RefSeq, a predicted model, not a curated record
AUGGCACGUUUUCUCUUCUUUCUCGCCAUUUUGGGGUUUACAACGGCGAACCUGACUGGGUUCUCUGGCCGAAAGGGUGCAUUAAACCGCGACUUUUCAGGCGUGGGCGGCAUCUCGUUGGCUUUAUCCGCCUCCUGCUCUUCUUCCGAGAUCGACUGCGGCGGAUCCUGCAUUGCUGGCUCAGGAGAAUGCUGCUCUGCGAGCGAGGGGUCCUACUGCGAAUCGGGAAAAUACUGUACCGACGAUGGAUGCUGCCCCAAGGGCGAAAUCUGCACUGGAGAGGCUGCUGGUUGCGACGCCGGUAGACAGCUUUGUGGCGAAUAUUGCAUACCAAAUAGCGCUGUUUGUUGCAGCGAUGGCAGCUAUUGCAAUGGCGGCGAAACCUGCACCAGCGACGGAUUCUGCUCCAAGGGCAAGGGCAGCGGCAGUAACGACGAUAACGACGAACCUACCGAGACAGACGACAACGACAGUCCCACCGAGACAGGCGACGAUAGCGACACACCUAUCGAGACAGACAAUGAUAACGACGAUCCCACAGAGACAUUCCAACCGCAACCAACAAUCACCUCCGCAAGUGAAGACAGCGGUCAGGGAAACACGCUUUGCAAGCGUAAGAGUCGAAGUGGAGGCGGCGACGGCGAUGAUGGUGACGAUGGUGACGAUGGUGAUGAUGACGGCUGCAACGAUAAUGGUGCUGGGUCGAUGCUUGCGCCGAGUUUCGCAAGUGUCCUGUUGGCAGUCUUUGUUUUAAUGCUAUAA